Lactuca virosa is the source of this 387-nucleotide messenger RNA. Lineage: Eukaryota; Viridiplantae; Streptophyta; Magnoliopsida; Asterales; Asteraceae. The record is from the annotation of a GenBank genome assembly.
AUGUCUAGCUCGACGCCAAACCCUGAUGGACUCUACCCUAUAGUGGAGCUGAACUUCAAAGGUGUUUUUCUUAGAAAUCCUUUCUCGUAUAACCAUGAUAUCAAUUUCACUUUCAAUGAUCACGAUUUUUCUGGAAUGACAUACGGUGAAUGUAUCACCUUUCUCGAAUGGUUCAUGCAAGAAAGUAUAAAGAAGUUAUACUACUGUGAACCAGGUAAGCCCUUAAUAUCUUGGAUAACUGCUAUUGCUAAUAAUGAAGACUAUGGUGGUUUCAUUUUUCAAGCAUAUGGGACAGAUGGUAAAAUUUGUAUGUAUGUGGACCAUGAUAGUCAAGGAAUAGAAUAUUGGUUUGGUUCUGACAUAGAAGAGGAGGAUGGAGAUGAUUAA